Messenger RNA from Portunus trituberculatus (swimming crab), 1196 nucleotides. Its product is annotated as transcription factor Adf-1-like. The record is from RefSeq and is a predicted model, not a curated record. The coding region runs from base 646 to 1122 and encodes 158 amino acids. The transcript has a single exon. NCBI's taxonomy places the organism in Eukaryota, Metazoa, Arthropoda, Malacostraca, Decapoda, Portunidae.
ACACGAGUAUGAUACCCAGGCCCUGUAAAAUUACAACUAGGUGAACUAGGUGAAUACACACACACACACGGAGUGGAGCCAUUGAACAGGACGCACGUAUCUGAGCAGCUCACAGAGAUUACUACAAAAGGACUUGGACUCAGUCCCAGACGUAUGUAUAGGGGGAGAGGGGGCCAUAGGUUCUCCUAUCUCCAAGUGAAAUAAGUGUUAGAUCACAUAUAGCUAAGAAAUUAAUAACGAGAGAGAGAUGGAACCAAGUAGCACUGCCAGGUGCAUGGCAGAACCAAAACAUAUGCCAAGUGAAAACCAAUGCUUUAUAGAAACCCCUAUUGGUUUAAGGAAACUGACUGAAGAUACUAUGGAAAAGGAUUUCUCGGGUUUCCGGGACGAACGAGGUAAUGUGAGAAGGCUUAUUAAUGUAGAAAGAAUAUUAGAAUAUAUGAAGGAGGUGAUGUCCAGUCUCAUGGACAAACAAGACUGACUGCAAUCGGAAAACACAGCCCUGAAAUUGAGAGUAGCUGAAUGUGAAGGCUAGAACAUUGCCCGAAACACUGCUCGACGCAUGAAGGAAGCAUGUCUCGAACUUUGUCACAGACGUGUUCGAGGCACUAGUGUCCACAUCAUGUUGGCAGCUCUGCCUGUGACAUGUUGGUAUCGCUGGUGUGGACGAGGCUACGAGCUGCUGACAUGUAUCAUCCACACCAGUCAAGCGACGGCAGUGCAUGGUAUGGUUGGACAAUGGAGUGGACCAAGGAGCAGAAAUUCAUGUUGAUUGAACUGUAUCAGUCACACCCAGUGUUAUGGGAUCCAACAGAUCCAACAUACAAGAACAAAGUGAAAAAAUUAGAUGCUUGGAGAAGCAUCUCACAGGCACUGGCAGUAGAACGAGCUGAGGUAGAAAAGAAGAUGAAGACUUUGAUUGGCCAGUUCCGGAGGGAGCAGAAAAAAAGGAAUGCGAAGUCUGGAGCUGGAACGGGUGAUGCAUAUAUAAGCACGUGGUUUGCAUUUAAGAGCAUGAAGUUCCUGCUAACUAGAAACAGACCACAUCCUACAAACGACUGUGGUAUCAGGGUAAGCAGUAGCGCAUCUUCCCUCGUCGCCAUGGUGCUGGGUAGUGACUGAGGCAAGUGUGGACCACUUCACUAUUUCACCUAUGUUUCCAGCAUAACAUAACAUAACAUAACAUAAAUAAUAGG